AUUUUGUCUUCCAGUAGGUAAGUGUCUGUUCCGUUUGAGUUUUAGGUUUGCACUCUAAAUAUUACUUGGGAGCCUUGAGGGGUUCAGCUGAUAAAUACUUCGGCGUAGAUUGAAAAUCACAUUGAUCCACCAGUGUUUUAGAUGAGUGACUUGUCCAAGGACCAACUUUUUGCUCUUCAUGGGAUUGCUGCUGCUGGGUCAGCGGCUUUGGCAACGGCUCUCACUUAUCCUUUGGAUACCAUUAAAGUCAUCACGCAGGUUGGUUCAAGUUCUGGUAAGGAGUUGACUGCUGCCCAGGUGUUCAGCAGAGUGCAAACGUUGUCGGGUAAUGAAGGUCUGUACAGUGGCUUUCGUUGGUUGGCAUUAGGAAGGAUUUUAGGUUUGGGGAUACGAUUUGGGGUCUAUGAAAUCUUGACAGCCUUUUAUAAAGAUGGUCGGGAAGAUAACUAUGUAUAUGUUUCUGAGGCCCUUAUGGCUGGAAUGGUAGCUGGUGCCAUGGAGACACUUGUAAGCUCUCCAUUUGAAAUCAUCAAGCUUCGUGCUCAGGUCACUUCUGCUUCUGUCAUGCCAGGCUCUACCUUUGCUUUGGAGAAGGGAGCCAAUGCUCCUCUAAUUGCAAGAUUAAUUAAUGGGUGUUAUCCAGACAAGAGGUCUUUGAACCGUUAUGUUGGUCUCAUCACCACCCUAACAACCAAAAAUUCAAACAUAACAGGUGCUCUAUUGGAAUAUCCAUGGACAAUGACUGGAUCUGGGAAGCCACCCUCAGUUUGCCAUGUGAGGAAGCCUUCAGACAUUAUAUCUUUGGAAGGAUGGGGUACAUUAUGGAGAGGAAUUCGUUCUGGUGUUGUUCGAGAUUCUGUAUUUGGUGGUGUAUUUUUUUCUAGUUGGCAAUUCUUGCACCAAGCACUGCUUGAUUGGAAGGCUGCAGGAAUGGAUCCUCCGCCCAGGUCGGAUGAAGAAAUUGGUACAUUGUCUCCUUUGACUGUGAGCCUUUCUGCUGGAUUCUCAGCAUCAAUUGCUGCUGCUGCUUCUCACAGUUUUGAUACUGCACACAGUAGAUCUCAGUGUACCGUGCUACCAAAGUUUGUCUCAAUGGAGAGAAAACUUCUCAAAUGGAGGCUACCUGGAAACAGGUUUGAGAGAUAUACUGGGAUCUACCCUUCUGAUAGGAAUCUCCUGUCGCGUGGAAUUUGGUUGCGGAUGGCUCGGUCUGGGUUUGCUUCAUUCAUGAUCGUAGGAAGUUAUUUCUUUGCCAUUGAUCGCCUUGCUACUAGUUUGACUUGAUUGCUACGUUGUGUCCUCUGUUUCUUUCCUCUCUGUGGGAAUGGUAGUUGCAUAAAUAGACGUGCUAUUGACCUACUGUGUACUAUUUAUUUGAAAAAAGCAGAAACUAGUUCUUUGUAGCUUGUUGGAAUCAAGCGGCAAAUUAGUAUUAUUGUAACUAACCUUGUCCUGAAAUUGCGAGGGACAAAGAAAGAGGAAGAGAAAAAGAAUAAGAGUUUUCUUAGUUGAUAAGAUUUUUCCCCCUUUUCCUUAUUCUUUUUUAAUAUGUAUAACAUGCCCUUUUGAGUUGUGGGGAUCUGAAUUUAGAACAUGGAUUUUUUUUU
Molecule: messenger RNA, 1607 nt
Organism: Prosopis cineraria
Lineage: Eukaryota; Viridiplantae; Streptophyta; Magnoliopsida; Fabales; Fabaceae
Exons: 7
Coding region: 142-1284 (380 amino acids)
Biological process (GO): transport
Molecular function (GO): transmembrane transporter activity
Source: RefSeq, a predicted model, not a curated record